AUGAUGCAGGCCGAGGUCGACGACGGCGCGGCCUCUGUCGAUGUGGCUCACGCUGUGCUUUUGCAUGAAGCACAGGCGAUGGCCAGGCUAUCGGACAAGUUUUCGCAGAAUCGCUUGGCCAUGCAACGCGCUGUGCACGCCACGCGUGCGGCUCGGGGCAAGCUGGUCUUGGUGGGCGUGGGCAAAAGUGGUCUGAUAGCCCGCAAAAUUGCGUCGACGCUCACAUCUCUCGGCACGCUGGCGUGUUUUUUGCACCCCGUCGAGGCGCUGCAUGGCGAUAUUGGCGUCGUGCAGCCGGGCGAGGAUGUGAUUAUGGCUCUUUCGUAUUCGGGUGAAUCGCCUGAGCUCCUGACGUUUAUGCAGCUGCCGCAGUCUCAGCGGUGCGUGCGUAUUGUCAUGUCGGCGAAUCCCAGAGGGCGACUGGUACCGCUGGGCGACAUUUGGCUGGAUUGUGGCUCUUCGAUCGAGGUGACUGACGCGGCCUCCGGGCCGUUUUCUACCUCGUCGAGCGAGGCAUGCCCUUAUAUACCGGCGCCGACGACGAGUACGACGACGAUGCUGGCUCUGGGUGAUGCGUUCUCGAUGGCACUCACGCAUGCCAAGGGUAUUCAGUGCCAGACGUUUUUUGCGAACCAUCCGGGCGGGAAUUUGGGCCAGGUGUUCCCCAUGCAACAGCGUCUAUCGAAAAACUAG
Messenger RNA from Malassezia restricta, 693 nucleotides. RefSeq names its product arabinose-5-phosphate isomerase. Gene Ontology annotation, molecular function: carbohydrate derivative binding. Bases 1 to 693 code for a protein of 230 amino acids. The record is from RefSeq and is a predicted model, not a curated record. The transcript has a single exon. Lineage: Eukaryota; Fungi; Basidiomycota; Malasseziomycetes; Malasseziales; Malasseziaceae. Gene Ontology annotation, biological process: carbohydrate derivative metabolic process.